UUCUGUGCUGGGCGGCUUUGUUUCAGCUCUGUGAGACACACAGGAAAUGGAGUCAUGGGUGUGUUGUUCAGGUCUAUGAUGCCACUUCCUGCAUGAUUGCUUGUUUGCAGACUCAUAAUUGUUUGCAAUGAUUUACACUGAAUUCUGAAAGUAGAUGAAAUAUAAUAUGUCUUGUGCAUGCAUGAAUCUUUCUGUUUGAUUGUGUGUAUUGUGGGAUUGUGUAUAUGGUUGUGUUCAGUGUGUCUUGGGUGAAUUGAAUGCGAGAUCAGUUUUGUGGUUUACUGUGGGCUUCGCUGUGAUAAAAUUAGUUACGUGGGGAGGGGGUGAAAUUCUGAGAGUACGAGUGUCUCAUGCGUGUGAAAGGUUGUGAUGUGGGAGUAAAGCAGAGUUCAGAUUCUCAGCAGAUGCUCAGAAAUGAAGUGUUCCUCCAGACUCCUGUGUGGGCUCCUCAUGUCAUGCCUUUGUUUCAGAGUUUCAAGUGAGAAUCUGUCUGUGAUUCAGAGUCCACCCAGCAUCACUGUGAAUGAAGGAGAAUCUACUCACAUCAGCUGCUGCUGGAAUGAAAUCACACAGAAAGUUAAAGUUGCUUGGUACAUCAAUGAGAAAAAACACACCAGAGUAAAGCAGUUACUCCAAGAGCAUAAAACACAGAACUGUUCAAUUCUGAAUCUCACAAACAUACUUAAAAACACUUCAGGUCAUUAUGUUUGUGAAGUGACUCAAGACAUACCAGUCCUGCUUGAGAAGAAUGGUAGUGGAACAGUCUUAUCUGUCAAUGACAGCGAUAACAAAACAGUGACUGUUUCUGACCCGCCUCAAACUACCCAGACUGCACACAGUUCACCAGCACCAGAAACUUCACCUCCCUUUCUGCCUUUGUCUCUGGCUGCUGCCAUCAGCCUGCUGACCCUCUGCUUGGCCUUCAGUGUGUGCAAGAUGAGAAACUCCUGUAAAAAAUCAGAGAGAGUGGUCAUUCACCAGACGCCUAGCAGUGAGGGUGAGGAGCAUGAGCACAUGGAAGAGGAGGACGGUAGCACAGGCUCCUCUCGAGGUUCCCUCCAAUGGUAUCAAGUGCCUGUUUACUGGUCUUACUUUGAUCUACAGAGGGGUGAAGACCAGUGACAACCAGAAAGGAAAGACAAACGUGAUGUUCAGUUCAUUGGAUUGCAUUUUGCAUUCACUCUCUUCUUUCAUGAGAGCAUUUUUGUAAAUAGCAGAAGCGAUUUUAAUCUUCAGAUACAGUUGAAACCCUCAGUUGAAGCUCUUGAUUGUGGUAUCAGAUGUUAAUCUCUCUGUUUGUAUAGCAGCUCUAUUGAUUUUUAUUCUUAUUU
Sinocyclocheilus anshuiensis is the source of this 1331-nucleotide messenger RNA. RefSeq lists its product as uncharacterized. Gene Ontology annotation, cellular component: B cell receptor complex; external side of plasma membrane. Bases 415 to 1122 code for a protein of 235 amino acids. The transcript is spliced from 5 exons. The record is from RefSeq and is a predicted model, not a curated record. Gene Ontology annotation, biological process: B cell receptor signaling pathway; B cell differentiation. Lineage: Eukaryota; Metazoa; Chordata; Actinopteri; Cypriniformes; Cyprinidae.